Schistocerca piceifrons (Central American locust) is the source of this 1263-nucleotide messenger RNA. RefSeq lists its product as uncharacterized. The transcript has 8 exons. The record is from RefSeq and is a predicted model, not a curated record. NCBI's taxonomy places the organism in Eukaryota, Metazoa, Arthropoda, Insecta, Orthoptera, Acrididae. The coding region runs from base 118 to 459 and encodes 113 amino acids.
AAACGUCAAGUUUUGUUUACAAACAGUGUCCCAGAUGUUGCUGGCGUUAAGAAAUUUACGAAUAGAAUAUUUAAAGAAGUAUUCCUGAUUUCCAUUUCAAAACACGUCGCUGUGAAUAUGGAAUCUGCAGGAGAGAUAGAUGCAGUACCAGCGUAUAGCGAAGUGGAUAUCAAGGAAGAACCAAUAUUAACUGAACCCAGCCAGCAACCAUGUGAAGAAGAUGAACACAUCAUCAUUAAAGAAGAAAAUAUUAUUUUUGAAGAUUCUGAUGUAUGUGACCCACUACAGAUGAAGAAAGAGGAUGGCGUGUCAGAGGAAGAAAUCACUUCUCCACAUGAUGCAGUGCACAUAAAGGAAGAACCUGAGUUCCAAAGUGAAGUGGAGUUGACAAGUUGUGCCAGUGAACCAGAAAGAAAAGCAACUGAAAUAAUACUGACCUGUCCAGAAUUUGAAAAAUAAUCCUGGUGUCGACAACUACUGUUGAGGGAAAGCAAUGCUAGAGGAGGAUGUCGUGUUACAAGUGUUCUCAAUACACUUGAUGAAAGGUUAUAUGGCCUUCAGAAGAAACUGAUACCUCACUGAAGAAGAAAUAAUAGACAGUAAUGCAGUCUAAAUGCAAUGUCAGAUCACCUGGACCUUAUUGAUGUUGCCAUAUAUCCUUCUGAAGUAACUAUCUGACUGAUGAAGAAAGAAGUCCAGAUGAUCUCAGAACUGUAGAAGUCACUGAUUCACCGGGGGCUAUUGAAUUGCGUUAUGCAACAUCAGAGAACGGCAAAGGAACUGUACAUGAAACUUCACUGCUGGGUACGUCUCAAGUUUCCAAAAGUAAAUUGCAGAAGAGACGUCUUAAUGAUGAGCAAAGCAAAUGGAUGCAGUCAGCUCCAAUUUAUAUGAAACUAUCUGAAACUAACAAGGAUGAGGGGAUGACAUCAGCAUAAAGAGAGAGGAAUUGAUGGAAAAGCUUUCUCAGUUGACUCCAAGGGAGAUGUUCAAAUAACUGGUGAAUGAAAAACAUAAAAUUUCAUAGUAAAAGAACUGUAAGAUGUUCAGUAAAUAUGAAGAAAGUGCAGUAUUUUAUCUUCACAGUUGAAAUGGAGAUCUUUGGCGGAUUUCUUCUCUUUGCUGGCUACCAUAUGCUCCCCACUAAGAACCUAUAUACUGGUCUGUAGAUCAUUAUAUAUCAGCUGCCACCCAUUCCACAUCAAACGGUCCCUUCCCUACAGCCUAGGUCUUCGUGGCAAACGAAUCUGCUCCAGUCCGGAA